GGCCAGGCCAGGCCACACGGCCAACUCCGAGGGUAGACUACAACUUCGUCGCUUGUUCAGAGCAAAUUCCUACUCUCACACUCGUAUCGCAUCGCAAUCCCAUCCUCGCUGGCUCUCUUCAUCAAUCCGCUCACCCUCGUCUCGACCCGCUCAUAGGCUGGAGCUAUCGCCCUCCCUUUUCCGUCGGCAACGAAGCCGCACAGCACUAUCUCCUGAUAGGAGUAGCGCCUAGCCCCCUGGCCAUAUCUUGCUCGACAGUAGAUUCCACUCGAGGGUUUUGGACAACACGACGGUGGGAGUGCAGAGAAAGCUAGCCACGAGCCUCUAAUACUUGCAGGCGGUGCCCUGCUCGGCAUCCCUCCGCCCGAUACGAUGUUCGUCGCUUCCGGACUGUACAAGUAUGCUACGUCCAGCAACAAUGCCACCGGCGGCCCCUCUUCCCGGCCCAACCUAGAUGAGCCCACGCCGGCAAAUACAAGGGUGAAGCGGCGGCCCAGGAGAGGCACCGCUCCUUCCUCAUCCUAUAGCAAGCCUUCCGCCUCGUCUCCGCCUCUGGCAAGUCCCCUUGUAGAUGCAGAGGCUUCCCUCCCUCCUCCUCCACCGUAUGCCUCCAUCGCUACGGGCUCCACGAGCGAGGAGCGGAAGCAGGCUCAGGAUGCAAAGGUGGCUAUUAUCGAGGAGAUCCUCAAGGAGGAGGAUCUAUACAAGCUGCUUGGGUGCAAGAAGAGCAGUAAGCCAGAGGAGAUCAGGAGAGGGUUUCUCAAUCGGAGUCGUAGCUGUCAUCCCGACAAGUUCCCCAAUCAUCCGCCGGCGACUUCGGCAUUCCAGAAAGUGUCGUUCGCUUAUGAGACGCUUUCCAAGCCUUCUUCGAGAAGGAUGUACGACGUCUCUGGCCGGUCAGACUUUGCUGCAGCGAUGAAUGCCGACUCGUCCACUCACUCCAGCGGUGGAGGCCUCAGCAGCGAAGAUACGCUCAACGGAGUCCUCUACUCGGUGUUUUGCGAAUUCAUGGAGGGAGACUUUGAGAUGAUCAGGGUGCUGGUCAACGCACUCAACGAGGGCAAUCCGAGCAUGAAUCUGGGAGAGGAGGCCGUUGAUAGCAUUGAGGGGGCAUUCAAGCGACUGAGAGAGAUCAUGCUUGCUGGCAAGCGUUACCUCUCCAUCAUCAAGUUCGAGCUGAUGCGCCUCCACGAGAUCCAACAGUCACUGCGUCAACUCUCCUACUUCAACAUCACCGGCCGACUGAAGCUUACCAUCCAGCUUGCCAGAGUCACCAUCAAUAUACCCCUGGCCAUCGAUAAUGCCAUGAAAGCUCCCGAAGGAGAGGGUUCUAGAGAAAAGGCAGAAGGAGAAGGAGCUUCUGCCUUAGACGGGUCGCUCGAUGAUGUGGAAGAGGAGGAGGAGGACGAAGAAGAGUCAGAUGAAGCAUCGCCAUCAACGGACGACUUUGGCGUUGCUCCCGAGGAUGACGAAGAUGAAGACGAUGAUGACGACGCCUUCCUCUCUUCCUCUUCUCGCUCCAAGAAGGGGCAAGCGUCGUCUCGCUCUAGAUAUGACAGCCGAAGGACUUCCAGCGGUGUAAAGCGCAAGAGCACCAUCCGCGGCACCCGUCCCCGCGAUCGGAUUCAUGGUCAGCCUGCAUCCCAAUCCUCCUCUGACCCAGCAGAAUCCACCAAUCCCGGAGCGAAUGGGUCGACGAGCAGCAGAAAAGGGCGGGGUACAGCACUGCAGAAGCGUGGUCUGCUGCCCAACUCGGCCGUCAGUCUGCUACGCGGGGUGGUCAAGGUCCUUGAGACGAGUGAGGCGUGGAUGCCUGGUACGGGGGUGCCACAGGAUGAGAAUCAGCGACCAUAGAUGAUGGGAUGAUAGAGAGUCCUGCUCCCAGGGCUUGGACUGGACUGUUCAUAGAUGUGAGACCCUCUACCCCUUGCCCACUCUCCCUUCCUUGAUAUCUUUCUCGCUCCCUUCAACCCCCGACUUCCUCUUCACUACUACCCUUUCCACACCUCUUCAGUCUUCCUAUAUACUGUGUUUCAUGCUGUUGUACCCAUAGAAUUUUCCGACUUCAUUUUGCGCCUCCGUCUGUGUCACUUUCCUUGCUUACCCUGUCCCUGUUUGCUUUCUCUCCCGGUUAUUAUCACAUGUCACAUCCUUCCCCUAGCAAUCGCCAUACGGGGCAAUGUCCUUCGAUCUGUCUCACA
Messenger RNA from Microstroma glucosiphilum, 2201 nucleotides. Its product is annotated as DnaJ-domain-containing protein. The transcript is spliced from 4 exons. NCBI's taxonomy places the organism in Eukaryota, Fungi, Basidiomycota, Exobasidiomycetes, Microstromatales, Microstromataceae. The record is from RefSeq and is a predicted model, not a curated record. The coding region runs from base 373 to 1854 and encodes 493 amino acids.